AUGGAAAGCCAGGAAGAAGUCGUUGAUGUGGGAGGAGAGAGCGAGGUUGUGGAGACAGGCGAGAUCCAAGAGACUGUUGGUGAAGGUGAAGAGGAGGGCGAGUACGAAGAAUACUACGAGGAAGAUGAGGAGGAUGAAGAGGAGACUGAAGAUUAUGGUAAUUAUGCUGACCAAGAUGAUUUUGAUGAGGACGAGGAGGAGGUUGUCUAG
This is a messenger RNA of Penicillium malachiteum, 210 nucleotides long. RefSeq lists its product as uncharacterized. The transcript has a single exon. The coding region runs from base 1 to 210 and encodes 69 amino acids. The record is from RefSeq and is a predicted model, not a curated record. NCBI's taxonomy places the organism in Eukaryota, Fungi, Ascomycota, Eurotiomycetes, Eurotiales, Aspergillaceae.